Molecule: messenger RNA, 2112 nt
Organism: Rhopilema esculentum
Lineage: Eukaryota; Metazoa; Cnidaria; Scyphozoa; Rhizostomeae; Rhizostomatidae
Product: transmembrane protein 216
Biological process (GO): non-motile cilium assembly
Cellular component (GO): ciliary transition zone
Source: RefSeq, a predicted model, not a curated record
UGCUAUUUAUUUGCUGAAGUUUGUUUAGGAGAAAGAUUUUAUAUGUGGAGAAAGAUCAAUAUUUUGCUGAAAUUAAUAUCCUAAAGUUAUUAUUAUUGUUGCAAUUGAUUUUGCUUUGAAAACAUGAAUUGAGACAUAACUAUUAAUGCAUGAAAUAAAAUAGCAUCGCUGGUACUGUCUAUAUAAACUGUUUUUCUUUGUUGCUUUGCUUUUCAUUGGUCUUUUAUAAGCCUUUUUAAUCAAGAAGAGCGCUUGUUGUUGCACAAUGACUAUGUUGUCAUCAGCCUAUAAUCAGGCACAAUUUGUUAAAGGCAGCAGCUCCCAAGAUCGUUCAAUCUGUUACCAAAAUCAUGAACAAAAGUUUUACAUCUAGUAUUUUCCCAGACGUUUGGAAAACUGCAAAAGUCACUCUAGUACACAAGUUUGGCCCCCUCCAUGAUUUUGGGAAUUUUCAACCAAUUUCAGUCCUUCCACUGCUAAGUUAAAUAAAUGAAAAACAUGUCAGGGUCAUUUCUACACAUACCUGGACACACAUGGGCUCCUUUACGUAGCUCAGUCAGGCUUCAGAGCAAUGCACUCAUGUGAAACUGCUCUUCUCAAUCUAACAACCCCAUGGUUGUCUAUGAACGAUGGCCUCAUGAUAGGUGUUAUUCUGCUUGAUUUGAGAAAAGCGUUUGAUCUUCUCAAUCAUAAAUUACUAUUGGAAAAGCUAAAACUAUAUCAUUCUGCAGUAAAACACUUGAAUGGUUCACUUCGUAUUUGAACAAAUGUAGCAAAGGGUUGCUUUUGAAAAUAACAUCUCAGAUCCCAAGGUUGUGAAGUCAGGGGUACCACAAGCCUCAAUUUUAGGACCACUAUUAUUCAUCUUGUUCAUGAAUGACAUACUAUUAGAAAGGAAAGAAGGUACAUUAGAGAUGUAUGCAGAUAAUAGCACUAGAUCAGUUUCUGGCAAGACUAUCAAAGGGAUUGAAACAGAGUUGUACACAUCUGCUAGACAAAUCACAACAUGGUGCAACGAAACAAGAUGGCUGUCAAUGUAGAAAAAACAAAGUCUCUUCUGGUCACGACACAGCAAAAACGUUCGAAGCUGAAAAGAAACUAACAAGAUCAAGCAAUCGAGAUUAACAUGAAUGAGCAGCCAUUUAUUAAGAUUCACAAACAAGAGCUUCUUGGAGUUAUUGUUCACCAGGAUCUUACAUGGAACGAUCAAGUUAAAAACAGGAAGUAUCUUGCCUUUUCCAAAUCAAGGUGGAAUUUUAGCUCUGGAAAUCAUUUUGCUGUUUCUGUUGGCUGCUUUGGAAAGCCUCAGGCUGUUUUUUGGUUACAAAGGAAAUUUGGCAGAGAGAAAGAUAUCUCUUAUCUACUCAAUUUUUUUGGCAGUUCCUGUCAUUUUCUGUCAAUUGUAUUUAAUUCUUUGGCAAACAUAUGUCUUACGAAUCGAGAUUGUGAUUUGUGCAGUCGCUCUUGUGUUUAUUGGAUUUGAAAUUAUUUUGAGCGGAGCCAUGAUUUGGACUUUUCAAAGGCACGAGUCCUUUAUCCGACAGUAAGAGAGAGAAGUUGGGCACUAAAUGAUGGCUUCGUUCUUGAUUCCUUCAAAGAUUCCCAUGCCAUAGACUAAAUGAAUAGAUCCAGCACCAAAUAAUACCAAAUCCAACUACACCAGUAUAAGAUCGAUCAACCAGAAAAGUGAUAUUUUUUUGGUUUUCUCUCUCCAUCCUUUGUCCUGGAUCCUUUUCCAAGAUUUCAAAGAAAAACUACUGAUUUUGACAGUCUCAGAUUUGGCCUCCCCAUACAAUUAGAAAAUAUUGUCACAGUCUUGCCAUUUCAACGUUUGAAGAGUUAAAGAUUAGAGACGUUACGUAAGAUACGUUUUCAGCAAGAUACUUUACGAUAGAAUGUCUUUUGAUUAUAUUUAAUCAAGGCAUCUCAAUUUACUGCUGUGUUUAUGGGAAACUGUCAGUUUACUCCGGACAUUGCAAUGGUAUUAGAACAUUGUAUUCUUAAUUAGAACAUUGUAUUCUUAAUAAGGAUAUUGUAAUCUUGACUAAGCUCUUGAUUAAAAUAUUGCGAUCUUACAAAACUUUGAAACACCUAUGAAAAGUUGAAACCUAA